AUGGGAAUCGUAUCAGGUAAGGGGCAGUAUUAUGAUGCUAAGGCUACCCCAGUCGGCUCCUUACCGCCACGAACUUCGGGCGAUGCACCAUGGAGUCAAGGAGAAGCUUCUUAUCAGAAAAGCGUCGGAUGUCCUUUGGGACUAAAAAACAAAGCAAAAGGAAUUGUGUUAUUGGUGCCCGGAACAGGUGGCGACGCCAGUGAGGCUUACAAGUCGUCACCUUAUUACCAAGGCCUCCCGUCCCAAGGGUUCGAUGUGUGCUGGGUGAAUAUUCCAAACUAUUCCCUGGGUGACAUGCAACUUGCUGCCGAGUUCGUCGCCUAUGCGAUCAAAUAUCUAGCACCCAAAUCGACCGCAAGCGGGGGUAAAAUCAACAUUGUCAGCUAUAGCCAAGGUGGCCCAAACGGAUCAAAUUAUAUGAAAGCUGCAAACAGCCUCAAGGAUAAACAAAGUGCCGCUUACGCGCUCAUUCCAACUACCAUCAUCUAUAGCACUACCGAUGAGAUUGUUACCCCCCAAACCGGUCCCAGUGCAUCCUCUCAAUUGAUCGGAGCAACGCGGAUCUCAAUCCAGCAAAUUUGUGGCAUUCUGGACAGCCCUGGUCACUUUUUCAUUCUGGGAGACGUUGGAGUCUACGGUAUCGCACUUGAUGCCUUGCUUAAAAGCCGUCCAGCUCAGCCGUCAACGGUCGAUCGCUCUUAUUGCAAAAAGACAGGCAAUCUUGGGAACGACUUGAAAUUUGCCUUCCGCGUUGCUAUCGGUGAGGAGAGAGGAAAGAUGAUUGCUACCCAAUUGAGAACUCUAAAAUACGUCUGCGACCGUGGAUAUACAACUUCCAAAUGUGCUUCGAAUGGCUUCAAAGACAAGCCUACUAAUGGAUCGGUUUCCAAUCUCAACAAAACUUUAUCUGAUGAUUUGAUGGACUGA
Messenger RNA from Puccinia graminis f. sp. tritici CRL 75-36-700-3, 927 nucleotides. RefSeq lists its product as uncharacterized. Bases 1 to 927 code for a protein of 308 amino acids. The record is from RefSeq and is a predicted model, not a curated record. Lineage: Eukaryota; Fungi; Basidiomycota; Pucciniomycetes; Pucciniales; Pucciniaceae. The transcript is spliced from 12 exons.